Messenger RNA from Centropristis striata (black sea bass), 11280 nucleotides. It is a transcript of the gene pik3r2, whose product is annotated as phosphoinositide-3-kinase, regulatory subunit 2 (beta). Gene Ontology annotation, cellular component: phosphatidylinositol 3-kinase complex. Lineage: Eukaryota; Metazoa; Chordata; Actinopteri; Perciformes; Serranidae. The record is from RefSeq and is a predicted model, not a curated record. Gene Ontology annotation, molecular function: protein binding; 1-phosphatidylinositol-3-kinase regulator activity. Bases 1235 to 3442 code for a protein of 735 amino acids. Gene Ontology annotation, biological process: phosphatidylinositol phosphate biosynthetic process; insulin receptor signaling pathway. The transcript has 16 exons.
CUCAGCCGUUUGGACUCUGCUGAUAGCAAAGUGCUCCGUCUCUCAGUCUCACUCUGUUUUCCUCACUGCUUUCUGUCGCUCUCUGCUCUGACUGAAUAAAAAGUCUUUUAAAAAAAAAAGGAUGGAUCCAGUGACGCUGAGCUUACCAGCUGCUGCUGCUGCUGCCCUGAACUGUGAGCUACUACAACACUAUCAGACUGGGACUGUAACAGAGAUGACACUUCUCUCACCUCCCACGACUUUUUCUGCUCUGGAACUAAAUAAUAAAAAAGGAUUACUGAACAGGAGCGCUCCUUGCACACUGCUUUUUCUUUUACCUCGUUUUGUUCUCGCGUCUUUUCUGCAGCAGUGCUCUGACUGUAAACAAAUAAAACAUGGCAACUGGGAAAACGGCUGGACUUUUUCGCUGGCUGAGGAUGGGGGGGGUUGCCAGUUGGAGGGAGGACUCUGUGUGUGUUGGGGGGGGUUGGAGAGCAGGUGGAGAGAGGAGGGAGGGGGGUUUAGGGUUGGGGGGGGGGGGUUAUGGUGGUGUGAGGAUUGCGGGCUGUGGUUGGGUAUGCCAGUGCCACGUGUCUAGCCUGGCACCUCUUGCUUCUCAGCUCGAAGGAUGUUGGACCGAGAAUCUGGCUGAGCCUGUCCGGCUUCUCUCUGAACCAAAAGUGGGGUCGGUCAUAAUCCCUGUCCAGAACAUGUGGGAGCCUGAGAGAACCGAAGAGGAUUAGAGACCUUCCCACUCUGCCACUCGUCCACCAAUCAGACCACUUCAUUUGACCGUGGCGAGCCAACGACACAGGGCCCUCGCCUGGACAAAUCUUUUGCCCGGCUGCUCCAAUAGCACCCAGCCAGCAGGUUUUCGCUGCUUGAAAGAGCAUGUUGCCAUCGCUCUCCCUCUGCUCCAUCAUCUGGCUCAACCGGGGGAUCAAGCUGAGGAAAGUGCACCAGUCCACCAACACUGGUCAGGUCUGAACCCGCUGCCUCCGCAGACAUAGCAGCAGCAGAACGCUACCUUAUCGACUUUUAAAAAUGCUUCUAAGCUUCGGGUGACUCCCUUCUCCUCCCCUCACCCCCGACCCCCUAAGCCACCGUACCAACACCAGAGUUUAUUGUCUCAAUAGCCUUUUUGAUUUCUGAGGAGGAUUUCUUUAUAGCCGAACCCUGUGGUUGCAGUGGGACUCGGGCUGCACCAUCUAAUCCUCUGUUUGGCAGCCAUUUUGAUUUCUGCCUCCCUAACAAAAUGGCGACGGAAGGUUUUCAGUACCUUGCUCUCUACGCAUUUACCAAGGACCAGGAAGAGGACCUGGAUCUGCAACCUGGGGACCUUCUGACAGUCAGCAGGGCCUCUCUGAUGUCGAUGGAGAACUACCAGGAGGGCUGCGUGGAGCAGCCGGAUCGCCUCGGUUGGCUCCUCGGGUACAACGAGCGCACCAAACAGAGAGGCGACUUCCCAGGGACGUACGUCGAGUACGUGGGCCCUGUGAAGAUGGCACUCCCAUCGAGUCAACCCAGGUCCCAGCGACCCCUCCCUGUGGCUCCAAGACCAGAGUCGUCUCAAGCUGUUCCUGUGCCGGACCUGAGCGAGCAGUUCACACCACCAGAGACGGCUCCUCCAGCCCUCGUCAGCCUGAUCCAAGCCAUAGAGAAGAGAGGUCUGGACUGCAAGACAUUGUACAGGACAUCUGCUUCCUCAGGUUCAGAGAGCCCAGUGUACAGCCUGAGCUCUGAGAGUGAGAUGUGUGAGAAAGAUGUGGGCUACUUGUCUGAGUGUGUCCUGAGUUACCUGAGAGACCUCCCGUCACCCGUCAUCCCUGCCAGUGUCUACGCUCACCUGCAAACUGCUGUCACACUGCAGCAGCAGGUCCUACAGUCAGCAGAUGGUGCAGUAGCUGGAAGCCAUGACAGAGAGGUAAGCCUUGUUCUGGAGAGUGCCACCUCCGUCCCUCUCCAUCACCGUCUCACCUUGCAGUACCUCCUCACACACCUGGCCAAGGUCACCCAGGCGCAGGCCAGCAAUGCCCUGGACACACACACACUGGGACAAAUCUUCGGGCCGCUACUGAUCCGGACAGACCCCUCCACCUCUUUGUUGUCCGUGGAUGAGGAGUUCCCCGGCCUUGUGGUGGAGAGGCUGCUGAUAGAGAGAACUGCAGAACAAGACCUCACUCCUCCAGUUCUUCCAGCAAAGCCAGUCAAGUCAAAAAUGCCACCAUCAGCCAUGACAGACACAAGCAGCCUGCUGAACGAUGCGGAGUGGUACUGGGGAGAAAUCUCUAGAGAGGAGGUGAACGAGAAGCUGCGAGACACUCCUGAUGGCACUUUCGUGGUCCGUGACGCCUCGAGUAAACUGGAGGGCGAGUACACACUCACCCUCAGGAAAGGGGGGAACAACAAGCUUAUAAAGAUUUACCACCGAGACGGGAGGUACGGCUUCUCUGAGCCUCUUACCUUCCUGUCUGUGGUGGAGCUCAUCAAUCACUACCGCCAUGAAUCCCUGGCCCAAUACAACGCCAAACUGGACACCAAGCUUCUGUACCCUGUCUCCAAAUACCAACAGCUGGUGAAGGAGAACAGCAUAGAGGAGGUGGGAGAGCAGCUGCAGGUCUAUCACGAGCAGUACCAGGAAAAGAGCCGCGAGUACGAUUCUCUGUACGAGGAAUACACACGCACAUCACAGGAGCUGCAGAUGAAGCGCACAGCCAUCGAGGCCUUCAAUGAGACCAUCAAGAUCUUUGAGGAGCAGUUUGAGACUCAGGAGCGCUACAGCAGAGAGUCGUUGGAGAGAUUCCAACGCGAGGGCAACGAAAAGGAGAUUCAAAAGAUCCAGAGCAACUCGGAGCGUUUGAAGUCUCGUGUGAAGGAGAUCCACGACAGCAAGCGUAAGCUGGAGCAGGACCUGAGACAGCAGGUCUCUGACAACAGAGAGAUCGACAAGAAGAUGAACAGCCUCAAGCCGGAUCUCAUGCAGCUCCGCAAAAUCAGAGACCAGUACUUAAUAUGGCUGACACAGAAAGGGACAAGACAGAAGAAGAUCAAUGAAUGGCUGGGCAUAAAGAACGAUGCUGAUGACUCCUACUCUUUGGAGGAGGAUGAGGGUUCACCCCACCAUGAUGAGUGUACCUGGUACGUGGGUGACAUCAAACGCACCCAAGCGGAGGAAAUGCUGAGAGGCAAAUGUGACGGGACCUUCCUUAUCCGUGAGAGCCAAUCACAGAAGGGCUCCUACGCCUGUUCUGUAGUUGUGGAGGGCGACACCAAGCACUGCGUCAUCUACAAGACGGCCACAGGUUUUGGAUUCGCUGAGCCCUACAAUCUGUACUCGUCCCUCAAAGACCUGGUGCUCCACUACAAAAACGUCUCCUUGGUCCAACACAAUGACCAGCUGAAUGUAAAUCUAGCCUACCCAGUCCUGGCCCGCUCUCAGAAUCAGAACCAGCACCCCAGAUGAAUUAUCCAGCAGCAGUGUAGGAUGCCAACCUGGGUGGGGGAAAACUAAAUUUUCACUCAAAUGCAUUGAGAAAAAAAACAAUCCUCUGAACAAUGCUUGUUCUUGUUUAAGUGGCAAAGAGAAAUGGACUCAACGAUUUUAAAAAUUCAUACGUUUUUUGGCUGGCGGCUGGUGCUGAUUUUCCACACCAACCCCAGUCCAGCAGAGAGCACUCCUUGCUAACAGCAUGGCUUCAAAAUAAGCACACUACUACCAGCAUGGAAGCACUGUACAGUUAGCCUGGCUGACGCAGUGAGUUUUAACUUGAGCAGAGUGUUGCAUUAGCCAGCCUUGACUGUACAGUGUCAGUUAUGAAAAAAAAGUGUGAGAAAUCCACAAGAAAAUACCUUUGAUACAGAAGAAAAAAGACUAAAUUUGUUCAAAGAAGACAAAAUAAGCACACAAAAUGUUGUUUUCAAGAUCUUGGAGAAGAGGAGAGAAACCAGAUGGUGGCAUAAUGGGAAAAGUUACAGGAGGCACUUUUUGUUUUUUUGCCUUGAACACGCGAUAACUGUCCAUAGACAAAGGCCCGAUCUGUCAUCCCCAGACUGCCUGCAAACUCUCCGUAGACAAAAGCCUGAGCUGUCAUCCACUGUAAGGACUGGCUUGGCUAAACCAGGCUGCUCGCUUCACACCUAAAGGCGGCUGAAAAAAACGUGGACCAGGGGGUGUUGUCACUGGAGCCGAGGAGGGUGUGGGAGGGAAAAGGGAGAGGAAUUGCUAGGGGAGGAGAGGGUUGAUGUUUUUAUGGGUUUUAAAAAGAUUGAUUCAUUUUAAAGCUUGCUUAAGUGCCAUAGUAAUAGCUUUGAAUGACCACAAGCCUGUGUCACUAGAACAAGAGGGCACGUCGAGGUUGAAAGAAGACAGGAGGUAAUGAACGGCUGUUGACAUAGACAAAGCUACAGCUUUAAAAAAAAAUACACACAUAUAGGUAUAUUUUUUAUGAAAUGAUCUUUAUUUCCAACUGCUUUGGCUUGUUGCUCUCUCUCAGCGGGCCUCCUUUUGAAUUGACGAGGUACAACACACAGUAAAUACUGUACUACAGGUCAUAGAAAUGCAUGGUACAUAUUUGGUAUAUUGUGAAUAUGGAGUUUUAAUCACAAUACACUAGAUGGAAAGGUACAUUGAUAAAUGCAGUUCCACAUGAUUCAGGUUUCCUUGUGAAUGGAAAUUGUGGAUAGACAUCAAACGUCUCUUUGUUUCAAACUUCUUCCUUCUUUUUUUCAUCCUCUUUGAUACUGUAGCACCUGUAGCCAUUGACUUAAGGCAUAACUGUUAGUGCUCCUCUUAUGUGUCUUGUUUCUAUAUGCUAAAGACACUUGCAGAGCAUCAAUCUAUGUGAUUAUUGUAUCUUCGGUACUGUAUUUGCCUUGUCUCUAGUUAGAUUAGACUAUUUUAGCGGUACAAUGUCCUUGCAGAUGUUUAUUGUUGUUUUUUUUUGUUUGAUGCAGAUUUUUUCUCAUGGUACUUCCUUCCCCCAUCCUCGCGCUUGACUGUUCAUUUCAUCACAAGCUUGACUCACAGAGCUGUAGAACAUUUGAUGUACAAACAAAAGAAAGCAGUAAUAUAACUCAUGUACAGUAUAUUUCAGACACACAUGCAGUCGGUGUAUGUGACUUUACACAGUUCCUUUGUGUUUUCAGAAUAUUUGCUAUGCUCUUAGAUUCUGUUUAAGGAUGCACAGUAUCCAGCUAAUGUGAGUCAAAUGAAGGAUGUCUUUUCAUGUAGCAAGAAAGAGAGAAAAAGGAAAAAAAAGAACCAGUCCUCUUGCCAUUCAGCAUGGCCUCCGUGGUCUGAGAGAUUAUCUAGUACAGUAUGCAUGAGUCCUUCAUUUGGGUUGUUGUUUUUCUUUUUUCACUUGGCACCAGUGGUUGAUAAUUGUACUUUUAGUAGUGCAAAUAUAGUAUGAUGUGUGGUAGUACUAUGCACAACAGAUGUGGAUAAAUUUUAGAUUUACAGACGGAUCAGUUCCCUCCCUCUGUUCUGUGCUAUGGCAGUGAAUUUCUCUCGCUUUUUUCCCUCACGUUCGAUCGGCUUGAGGUAAAGAUUGUACCAUCGUUGUUUCUUUCACGUCACUUUCAAAGCACAGCUCAUUUGUGUUGAGGCAGGGUUGUUCAGUUGUUGUUGUGUGGUCGAUAAAAGAGGCUCCACAAGUUGCCGCUUUAAAAUGUAAUUUACAUAGUUGAUUUCUUGAGAGUGAAUGAAUAUGAAUAAUCUCUUACAUGUAAUAGACUCAGAUUGCCAAAAAGAGAAAAAAAAGUAUUUUUGUAGAAAGGUAUAGAAGAGGCAAGCAUUGUUGGCAAUAGAAAGUUGGGGGUUGUGGGGGGGGGGGGGGGGGGGGGGUGCACUAUUUUUAAAAGGUUGCACAUUUGGCAUUUGUUUAUAUUUUUGUUGAGGAGAGAUAGAAAUCAAAGUGAGAUAUUCACCAACACUUCUGGUCAUGGAAGUCAAUUAUGUACGUUUCAUCUGAAGACUGAAUCUUCCAACAAACACAAUGUUUUUUGGGCAUCAUUUCUGUUUUUGAAAUGUUGAUUCACAAAAUUUCAGGUAGCAACAUUUUUUCCAAACAGACCAAUCACACUUUCAAAUGAAACCUUGGCCUGAAAAGUUCCGAAUCAAGACGUCAUUUUGAUUUCAGUCAGGACGAAUCAAUUGUACUGUACUUUGCACAGUUCUUGGCAAGUAGAAAAUCCCAAGAAUUAAACUAGAGGUGACGGCGGUGCUUCUCAUUAGAGGGCUAUAAAACACACAUGAGUGAGAAAGAUUAGAAGUGCCUUUAGUCAUUGUGAUGAGCUCGUCUUCUCCUCAUUGUCAUUGGAGCGUCGCUCUACAAGAUGGUGCCUCCACCACCUUAUGCUGUGCCCCGUGGUUCACACAUUUGCCAUUUAUCAAAAACUAUAUCUGGCAAAUGAGCAUAGUUGUCGUGUGACUGUUUGUUUGUUUGUUUGUGUGUGUGUGUGUGUGUGUGUGUGUUAGAGCAAAUCUGAGCAUGUUAUAGAUUUUAGUUGUGCCUCUUUGUUGUUACAUCUAUAGUUGUUACAUAUUCCUUCUUCCUAUGGUGGGGGCUGUACAGUAGCUUGGUGCUCUCUCUCACUGUGCACCAAAGCUAGAUUUCUUUGGUGUGUGUGUGUGUGUGUGUGUGUGUGUGUGUGUGUGUGUGUGUGUGUGUGUGUGUGUGUGUUUUUGUUUUUUUUAUUUGUCUGGUAUAAUUUUGAGAAAUCUCAGAUAAGAUAGAAAUGUGAACCAUACACAUCCGUGGCCCAGCCCAGUUGUUUGAAGCUCAUUUGAUAAGCUCUCACGUUAAUGCAUGCAGCAUUUCUCAGUGUUUUAUAUUAAGAGUCAGUUCCUUCUGCGAACAGGCAAUCUGGUUGAGUCAUGAUCCACCACUCCUGACACAUCCAUUAUCCAGUUUUGUUGGACCAACACUUUUGUGACUGCACUUUUUUUUUCUGUUCCACACACUCAGACCAGUGUGUCUAACGCCCACCAACCAUAAACUCACAGACAGUGGUGAAGCUCAGUUGUCAAUAGUGUUUUUAGUUGAUAGUUUUAAGGUCUUUCCACGCGGUAUAUCGGGAGUGAUCGACAGUUUUCUUUAUGAUAUCGGAGUAUACAGUGUACAGUAUAUGCUUUUGUUGUUUUUGCAGUCAACAGUUGUCAUGUAAUUCUGAUGCUUUUUGACUGAUUGCAAUGUUUUCAUUAUAGAGUUAGUUUCUACUAUAUGGACUGUAUAAAAACUCUGUAAUACUUUUCAAACCAACUUUAAGGAGAGCUGCUGGCUCAUUAUGCAAUUUGUGUCCACACAGCAAAAUUGUCCAACUUAACAGGACGAAAAAACAUUUGAUUUUUUCCUAAACGGUCAGUUCACCAAAAGGACAGACAUUUUUUACACUUAAUACUAGUGAUAUCUAAACAUGCAUAAAAUUGAGAUGUUGGCUGUGGUAGAAUAGUCGUUUUUUGCUUAGGAGGGUUCCUAACUGAGUAAAAUGAUCCAGAAGUGGAAGCCAGGAUACAAGCUGGUCAAACUCUCUUAAUGCAAGGGAAAGGUGCUUCAUUGCUUCUUUCUAUAUAUAAACUUUUUUUUUAAUUCAGCAGAGGUGGAAGCAGUAUUCAGAUACCUCACUGAAGUGAAAGUACUAACAAGUAAAAGUUGCAUUCAAAACAUACUUAAGUAAAAGUACAAAAGUGUACAUAAAGCAUCUAAAGUAAAAAUACCCAUCAUGUAUUUUAAAUUGAUCCCAUGUUUUUCAUGUUAAAUCUUGACCUUAAAAGUAGUAACUAGUAACUAAAGCUGGUAGCUAAAUGUUGUGGAGUAAAAAAUACAAUAUCUGCCUUUAAAUUUUGUGAAGUAUAAGUAUAAAGUUACAUAAAAUAAAUAAGCAAAUGUACUUGGUUACAUUCCACCACUGAAUUUCAGUUGGUAAUGAAUUAAUAUUUCUCACCAGGUUGCCCCAUUUAUUAGCCAGCUUGAAACAGCAGGGUAAGAACACACAGCCCAAAGGAUCUAAGAUAUGCUUUUAGUAGUUCGUCUACAGAACAUUGUAGUUUUAACACGGCAGACCCACGUCAAAAACAUCCGUGAUCGUAUAAUUAGGUUGAGAAUUAAUUGUCUUUUCCUAAGUCCUUAUGAAUUCACUUUUCUUGACCUCACAAUGAUUUUCAUCAAGGUCAAAGAAAAAUGGUUACGAUAAUACAUGGGACAUGAUUUUUUUUUUUUUAUUAUACGACCACAGCCAUCAGUCUAAAUUUCCUUAAAACUACUUUCUAUUGAGGAAAACUGACCCAAGUGAGGAUUGUGGAUGAUCCAGAGUAAACAACAGAAAGACAUGUUGCUGUUGAUUAUCUCAGUGACAGUUAACUAAAUGCAUGGCUAGAUAAAGCUAGGUUGUACAAUAAGUGAAAACUUUGUCUGGAUUUUGGUAACUCAACCAUUUGAUUUUUAUUACCAUCUCUGGGGCAAAAUCACGCAGUUAUCCAAAAAACAGCUCGGCUUGUUUCAAAGAAGUUCAUGAACCAGCUGGUUCUGCUUCCAUUCAAGCAAUUAUCUUGAUGUCUUUAGUUGCUUAAAGAACAAUAGAAAUGUAGAGCUGACCAGCUUUCUGCAUCACUUGUUAAGAUGAACAUUUUUGCAGUGCAGGUAAACACUUUCAUCUGCCAUAAACGCCAUGUUAAUCACAGAUGUUUAAUAGCUAGAAGCAAUGCAACUUUAGUAGCAAUGAAACCUGGUCAGGCAGUGAGACGGGCAGAAGAUGAAGACUUUAUUGCGCUUUGACUUCGAGUCGAAACUUUAAGCCAACUUUUGGUAGAUGUUACUCUGAAACUCAAAGCUUUCAUCCUGCUCAACUCGUAGAUAUGCAUUUGUGUCGGAGCUUCUUGAAAAACAUUUUUCUACACGACAAAUGAUCAUUCAAGGAAUUAAAUAUUUUUUCAUCGGCUUUGGUACACUGUAAAUGAUAUUUCUUGAAAUGGCCUCACACACAAAGCACAUCUUUCACUGACUACAAAGAAACACAUAUAUUUGGUGUCUAUUAAGGUUUGAAGAAUGAGAGACAUACUAGAGAAUAAAUAUUUUGAAAUAUAUACUUAGAUAUCUAUAUUUUUGGAUGAUGUUAAUUCUGAUUUGGGUUGUGCUUGAAACAAAUCAGAGAGAGGCUUUGAUGUGAACGUGAUCUUUAGACUUGCUCCGCGGCUGCUUUGUACUCGAGCGGUCAUUGAAGCAUUUUUACUAAUCAGCUGCAGUGAGCUUCAUCAUGAUCAGCAACAAACUUUGUGGUCACAGUUGAUCGACAUACAUGUAAUCUAUUAAGCAUGAUUAUCAGGUGCGUUCAGAGGAAGAAGCAAGCUCAUGUACAUGUGUUAAUAUUUACAGAGCUGAGUCUAUAUGUUAAACGCAGUCUUGGCUGCUUUGCAUUUUAUUAAAUAUUAGAGUUUUGUUUUUUUUUUUAACGUGAGAAUCUGUUUUGUCAUUUUGGAAGAUUCUGGUUUUUGUGAGUAGACGGAGUGUUAAAGCUGCACCACAAAAGAUACACUUACAGCAGGAUGCUGCCUCAGAGAUCCACCACAGAUUGGAGUGAAACAUCUUACCACUGUAUCAUCCUUUGGUCGAUCUCUGAGGUCGCUGAAAGUAAAAAACCUGUCAAAAAAGGUACACGAUUCACAGUUCGUGAUCACUCCUUUACGCAGAUCUUUGUACAUGGAACAAUGAUGGCAUUAGAAAGUGUUCUUUUAUGGUGCCUGAGUAUAUUUUUUUUAUUUGGCUUUUUAAAAAAGCUGAUAGAUUUGUCUGUCCAAGUGUUGGUUAUUUUUGUUUGUUUGUUUGUUUAUAUCUGUUAAUGAUAACCUUACAGAGCCUAUAAAGAAAAAAAUAAGCUAGCUUAAAUUUUUUUUCCUCCGUACAGAAAAAAAGAAAAUACAAAUGUUUACAAUAUGUAAUUAACCAAAUAGUAAAUAAGCGUUUGAGAAUCAAUCUGUCUGUCCCUCAAAGUGGCUGUGAUAGAUUGAUUUAUAUUUCUUUAUUUCCUCUGUCGUUUUAAACUUGAAAAUGUUAUGACUGCUUAUUCUGUUUUUUCUGUUUCGGUUUGUUACUCUUUUUUUUUUUUUGACUAAUGAGAACAGUGCUCCCUCAGUUUCAAAAUAAUCACUCAACAAGAUUCAUGUUUUCAUAAUUAUUCAUCAGUCUUUGUCAUUCUUUACCUGCUGACUACUUCACCUUACACUGAGCCUUGUAUAUGCAGGACUGAAUCCUAACUUGAGACGCUGUCGCAUCUUUUGCUGUUUAUAAUAUGUAUAGUAUAGUAGAUUUCAGCAUGACUCUACCAGGUGUUUUCUCUGGUAAGGACUCAGUACAAAGAAUUUAUAUGUGGUGACACCCACAUGUUGUGAAUAACAGUAAGCGCACGCCACUUGGUGAACAUGCAUGAGUACAGUUUUUACAUAAACAGAGUUGGAAAUUCAGGAAUAACUAUCAAGAGGCAUCUCGAUUUUGCACUACAAAACAAAUGACACUCAAAUGAAAAUGGUUCAAUUUUAAGACCAAAAUCUACCCACUAUAGUCUCAGCUUGUGUGAUUUCCAUUUAAAAUAUGCUGACGUUAAUAACUGUACUUUCAUUUCCCCUUUUUCUGCCUGUAUCCACUCAUCACUUCUCAGUCUUUGACCUUAAAGGUUGCAAUUUGUUUGAUUAUUCUGAUGUGAAUGUCGUAGUACUUUUCACUGGUGUACAGUAGUUCAUAUUCAAAACCCAACUCUGAAAGUUGGAGACAAGAUUGGCGGUGAUCCAUUUGGCAAUGGACUGGGCAACAUUUUUAAUUUCAAACACGUAUCCACAUUUUUACACUAAUUACAAGUCUAAAUGUUGCCCAACACGUUGCCUCAUGUAUCACUUCCUCAACAGCAGCAACAGACACACGGUUCUUAAUACAUAUUUAACAAUGAUGUGGUCUUCUCUUUCUUUCAAAAACAAUGAGUGGAAAUGAAUGGGGCAGUCAGAUAAAGCUACUCUACACCAAAGUGCAAUUGAACACAGAGGGAGCACUGUUGUUUCAGCCAGUAGAGGCCUAUUGGUUGAGGUGUGCCCAACCCCUAUGCACGAAAAGAUGGUUAUUCUUCUUCUCUUCUCUUGUGUUAUCCUCCCUCCGUUGGUCUGUCUUAAUUCAGAUGCAACAUUUCUUUCUGUCUCUCUCGUGUACAGCUUGCUUCAGAGUUGUGUUUGUCCUCAGACAGGUACUCUUUCAUCUGUACGGUUCUUUCUUUAGGCUGAUGCAAUGAUUUUAAAAGACAAUAAAAGAUAUAUAAAAUGAA